This is a messenger RNA of Arvicola amphibius (Eurasian water vole), 5186 nucleotides long. RefSeq names its product asteroid homolog 1 (gene Aste1). The transcript has 5 exons. The record is from RefSeq and is a predicted model, not a curated record. The coding region runs from base 290 to 2323 and encodes 677 amino acids. Lineage: Eukaryota; Metazoa; Chordata; Mammalia; Rodentia; Cricetidae.
GGAAGCGCGUGCGACCCUAUGAGGCGGCGCAGAACAACCCCGAGGAAGAGGCCGCAAUCGUGAGACAAACACCUCAUCCUUCUACACCAAGUUACUGCCACUGGCCCGAAAACACUUUCCCUCCCGGCAGCGCCCUCAGCUUCCCGAAGCCAGGCUUCCCAGUGACGUCGUUCCAGGUACUUCCGGUUUCCGGCUCGCGGUCUUCAACUCACCCUGCCUGGCCACCCUGGGCUGCUGAUGAAGGAAGUGGGGGGCCAGGAGGAAGCAGCAGGCAGCUCUGUCAGUCAUCAUGGGCAUCAGAGGACUCAUGAGUUUCGUGGAAGAUUACAGUAAUGAGUUCUUCACUGAUCUGAAACUGAGGGACACAAAAAUUAUCAUCGAUGGCUAUUCUCUUUUCCAUCGACUUUGCUUCAAUUCAAACUUGGAACUCCGGUAUGGAGGGGACUACGAUUCAUUUGCAGACGUUGUACAGAAAUUCUUUGAGUCACUGUUUGCUUGUCAUAUCUGUCCCUAUGUUGUACUAGAUGGAGGAUGUGACAUUUCAGAUAAGAAGCUCACAACCCUGAAGGAUCGAGCUAGAGAGAAGAUCCAGGCGGCCCAUUCCCUUUCUGUCGGCGGGGGUGGGAAUGUGUGUCCCUUACUCAUCCGAGAAGUGUUUAUACAGGUUUUGAUCAGGCUUAAAGUACGUUUUGUCCAGAGCUUCUCGGAAGCAGAUCGGGACAUCAUGACACUUGCCAAUCACUGGAAUUGCCCUGUGCUAUCAUCAGACAGUGACUUUUGCAUUUUUGACCUGAGAAGUGGGUUUUGCCCACUGAAUAGUUUUCAGUGGAGAAAUCUGAACACUGUUAAGAAUACACGGGAUUACUAUAUUUCUGCCAAAUGCUUUUCCCUUGAUGCAUUCUGCCAUUACUUCAGCAACAUGAACAAGACUCUCCUACCUCUCUUUGCGGUGCUGUGUGGAAAUGACCACGUUAAUCUGCCCAUCAUAGAGACAUUCAUCAGUAAUGCACGGCUUCCUCCUAGUUCUAAGGGGAAGAGAUAUCACCGAGUUCUGGGACUUCUGAACUGGUUGUCUCACUUUGAUGACCCCGCUGAAGCACUAGAGAAUGUCCUGAAGUAUCUCCCCAGAAAGGGCCGAGAAGAUGUUAAAGAACAUCUCUGCAGUUCCAUGGAGGAGUACCAGCCGUCCCAGGUGAAGCUGCAGGACUUCUUCUACAAUGGUACUUCUGUCUGUCCAGAUGCUUUGAAUCUGGGCUUACCAGAGUGGGUACUAGUAGCCUUAGCCAAAGGCCAGCUUCCACCUUUCAUCAGUGAUGCUUUGGUGCUUCAGAGGACCUUUCUUCACACACAGGUAGAAAACAUGCAGCGACCAAAUGCCCACAGAAUAUCUCAGCCCAUCCGGCAAAUCAUCUAUGGGCUUCUUUUGAAUACCUCAUCACAUCCAGAAGGUAUAUCCCAGAAUGCAGCGCCUUCUCAGCCUCCAGCUUUCAAUGAAGUGGAAAGAAUUGAUAAAAAUAUCAAAACAUCGGUUGUUUAUGCAAAACAUCUGCUCAAGAAUCAUUCUGACUUGAGCAAAUUGACUGAGCUCCCCUUGGCUAGGCGGCAGAUGCUUCUGUUAGAAGCCCUGAAGGUCAAACAAGUUGUCCUGGAGGCCAUCCCUACUUUGCUGAAGUUGCCCAUUGCUGUCACUUGUUACUGGUUGCAGUCCACAGAGGCCAAGGCAAAGCUCCAUCAUCUGCAGGCCUUACUGCUGGGGAUGCUGAUGGAGCCCUUGCAUGCCAUCAUCAACUGCUCUGGUGAGGAAGAUCCACGGGCAGGUGGUGCCAAGGUGCUGUAUGAAGAGUUACAACGGGUGAAGGCGCCCAUGCAGCCAGGUGCAAGAUUGGAUUUAGACACAGCUCACGUCUUCUGUCAGUGGCAGUGCUGUCUCCAGAUGGGGUUGUAUCUCAACCAGCUGCUGUGCACUCCUCUCCCAGAGCCAGACCUAACUCAGUUGUACAGUGGAAGCCUGGUGCACGGACUCUGCCAGCAACUGCUGGCAUCCACUUCUGCAGAAAGCCUCCUGAGCAUGUGUCCUGAGGCAAAGCAACUUUAUGAACAUCUGUUCAAUGCCACGAGGUCAUAUGCCCCAGCUGAAUUAUUUGUACCAAAGGCUCAAUCAAAUUCAAAAAAAAGGAGGCAAAAGAAAAAGGUUGCCAGCCAGUCAAAGAACAAAGUGGUAACCACUUCAGACAGCAGGCACUGGUAUGACAGAAGCAAUCGGUUUGGGCUGUUAAUGGUUGAAAGCUUGGAGGAGCACUUAGAGACCUCAGAGCUUGAAUAAACAGUCUGUAUAGCACAUGAGACUUGUUCUAACUUAAAAAAAAAAUCUGUUACCUCCCCUGAAACUAACUUUUCUUUAGGAGUUGCCUAUUAUGGGAUAAACCUUAUAACAAAUCAUCUGAAUUCCAAGAUAUUUUGUACUCUACUUUUAAUACAGCCUAAUUUAAAAAAUGUCAGUAUCACUUAUUUACUUGCAUGUGUGUUGGGGACGCAAGAGCCAUGAUACUUGUGUAGAAAUCGGAGAACAACUCAUGAGACUUAGUUCUGAUUCUAUCAUGUGGGUUCCAGGGAUCAAACUCAGGUAGUCAGGCUUAGAAGCAAGUGCUGUACCUCCUGAGCCAUCUUGCUGGCCCAGAAACAUCUAUAUUUAAGCGGAUUUUCACUCCUCAUGGUCCUUCAAAGCAAACACUAAUACUUUAUAUCCUUUAAGUUGCAAUAGCUUAGCCAACUAUAUUCUUAAGAAUAGGAAUCUCACAUAGUAAAUUACCACAAAAUCUAGUAGUGAUCGUUUCAUUAAAAAGUUUUGUUUUGUAUUUGAGAUUGAAAAGUCUGGGUCAUAUAAAAGACGGGAGGCCUAAGAGGAAGUUGGAAAUGUGGUAAAUUAGACCACAUACGACUGAUAAAAGCAUAAACUGCAACUGUAACAAUCCAUAAACACAGUAUUCUCAGCUGCUACAUCUACAACAGAAAAGAAAUGAGAAUCUCAGAUCCACACUGGACUCGAGGUCUUCCACAUGCUAGGUUUUGACAAGGGCGCCAACACUUUUUGUUUUGUUUUGAAUUUUGCUGUGAUGGAGAGCCAACCCACGCCCGGCACAUCCUAAGCAAGCAUUCUACUACUGAGAUAAACCCUCAACCACAAGCCAGCAUUUUAGAAAUCAAAGAAUUAGGAUGGAAAGUAGCAGAAUGAACAUCUCCUACUUGGUGGCUGUAAAAAUGUGUAUCUUAGCAUAUUCAAAACAGUUUCAGCUGGGAGUGAUGACACAUGUCUCAGGAGACCGAGACAGGAAGAGUGGAGGUCGGGUAACCUGAUGUUUGAGAGGUGCUAUUCUAAAACUCCUAAUACCAAUAGGUUUGUAAAGAUGCUAGCUAGUUCCAGAGCUCAGGCAAACAAGAAUUAGCAAGUAGGAUAAGUACAUUGGGGCAGAUGCCAAAGUAUACUCUAACUUGUACAGCUGUGCGUUCUCCUGCUCUAUUCUCCCACUAGUAUAUUCCAACAGUGAUAAUAUUAAUUAUGGCUGUAAGUUGCCAAUUUUAGCCUGCCCAUGUCUAGUUCUUGACAGUUGACAAUUCACUACACACUCAUAGAACUGGGCAUCAGCCAGUAAGUAUAUCCUCACAUGACUUCAAAUGUGUCCACAAAUAAUGCAAUGCUAUUUGCUCAAGUAUUUAAUCCUAAACACUAUCUUCUUUUCAAAUAUCUUAGGAGAGCAUUAUGUUCCUUAGUGGGGUUGAUUAUGUAUCUAUAAAGACUGUUUUUACUAAAAGGAUCAAGAACAGAACAUUCUUGUGCAUCCAUGUUUGGAAAGAAACAUUCCUUGCCCACAGUAGGUCUAAUGGGGAGUAUGUUAUGCCAAAGUGUUACCUUCCUUGGCUCUUAGACAUAAUGAUGUACAAAUUAUGCCAGUGUAAGUGUCCCACUCCUGGGCUAAUCAACACCACUUUUCAAAACUGCCAAUCUUGCAUGGUCUAGCUCUCAUUUUGGCAAAUAACUGGCUUAACAGGCACUAAGUAGGAAUGAAUAAGCUAGAGUUUAAUUGAAACUCAUGAGACUAAUAGCAGGCUUUUCCAUUCACUAAGAUUGUUACCACUUGUAGUCUCAGCACUCAGAAGGUUAAGUCAGGAAGGCUGUGUGCCAGUUUGAACUAUAUAGUGAAGUUGGCUGGCCUGGGCUACACAGUAAAAUAUUUUCUCAAAUUAAUUUAGGAAUGAAUGAAUGAAUGAGUAAAUAAAUAAAUGUCCCUCCUAAACACCAGUCAUUUGGUUUUCCUUUUCUUACCAUUGAUACCAGGUGCCCGGACUACAUAGUAAUUGUUUCCUCAGACAGACAGAUAAUGGAGAAAGAGAUGGAUGAUGGAUGGGUGGGUGGAUGGAUGAUGGAUCCUUUUAAACAAUAGUCAUUUGGCUUUCCUUUUCUAACCACUGAUACCAAAUGGGCAAUUCCCUUGAAAUCUGCCCAUGCAGUAAAGGAAAUAGUGUCUAGUAGUGAUUUUGUGAAAAAUCAAAAAGUUUUCCUACCCUGUUGUAUAAUUGUAUAACAGAGUAGAGGCCACAGGCACUCCACAGGACAUUCAGUGGGCUUCGCCAGACAGUAAGGACCUGGUACCAGAGUUCUAGGAGUCAUACUUGCGUAAGCUGCUUGGGAGAAAGCACACUAAGAAAUAAUGAGAACAUUUUAUCAACAGUCUUCCAAGUACAAAGAACAGACUUGACUGCUGUGUACUGAGACAAGAAGUCACCAAGGGGCACGGUUGAGUCAGGAAGAUUCACUACAUGUGGCGUUUGGCCUGGCCUUUCUUUUCCUCCCUCUUCUAUUUUCCUUUGGUUGACUGGCCUUUUAAGAUUGAAAAGAAAGAACAGGGAUGGGGCAGUGAGGGCACCUCAUAUAAAGAGAACGUGGCAUGUUCCGUAUUCCCAAAAUCUACAGAAUCCCGUGUUUUCAAUCAAGUCUUGCUCUGUCUGACUCAAUUCUAGCAUAUGAAACCUCACCUGAGGCUCUGGAUGCAUCAAGCUUCAGUUAGCAGUUCAAGUAACAAAAGGAGUUCUGGACAGCUAAGAUGAGUAAAUUUUGGGGUAAAUCUUGGUCAUGAAAAGGGUACUCAAGUGGACCUUAGUAUUUCAACUUGAAUCCUAAUUUAAAUUAA